Molecule: messenger RNA, 1314 nt
Organism: Rotaria socialis
Lineage: Eukaryota; Metazoa; Rotifera; Eurotatoria; Philodinida; Philodinidae
Source: the annotation of a GenBank genome assembly
AUGAAGAAGAUCAUCUAUCUAAUUUCAGAAUUGAAAAUAAAGAUGAAAAUGGAUUGUUUAAAUAGAAAAGAAAAAGACAAUGUACAAAUAAAUGCUAUUGACGUUGUUCCUAUUGUCGAAGAUACAAAUGAUGAUACAUCACAACAUCACAAAGGAAUAUAUUGGCGACUUCUAUUUCUUAAUUUAGUCGUAUUAUGGGCAUAUCAAUCAUUAAUAUCGGCACAAAAUUAUUAUAGUAAUUUUUUUCCUAAUGAUCAUUUAGAUUUUUGGGGAACUGUAUCAGCUGGUUCAUCAAUGUUUUUUCUUCAUAUAAUUCAAUUAUAUUUUGGUGUUUAUAAAUAUGGAUUUACAAAACGUGUUAUACCUGGCUUUAUAGCUUAUAUUAUUAUAGCAAUUCUUGUUAUGGCUUUUAAAAAUAAAAUUAUUUUAAUUAUUGCUUUUGCAAGUGUUGGUGGAAUUAAUACAAUUACUGAAUCUCCUAUUUAUGGUAUCGCUGGAUUAUUUACAACAGGUUCAUUUACUCAAGCUGUUCAAGUUGGUAAUGGUAUGGCUGGAUUUUUAAAUGUUACUGCAAAUACAAUAAUUCGAUUAAUUGUUCUAUUAGUUCAUAGUAAAAUCGAUCAAGAUCAAUUAUCAUUUUAUAUAUUUAUGAGUGUAUUAAUAGUAUUAUGUUUUAUAGCUAUUUAUGUUUACUAUAGUUUAAUAAAAAUUCCACCAGUUAAUAUGAGAAUAAGUCAACAAAUGGCUUCAUUCCAACGAGAAAUAUCGGGUGAGACUGUUGAAUUACAUCUUGUCGAAAAUGAACUUUCAUUUUGGACAUUAACAAAAAUUUUGAAAACUCAUUUAUUUGUUCAAUUUUACGUGUUAUUUAUAAGUUUAUUAUUAUGGCCAGGUAUUCCAUGUGGUGCAUCAAAUAAUGGUUGGUUUCAGUAUGGUGGUAAUCAUUGGUGGUGUUCACCUUUUAUUAUUGGAACAUUUAAUCUUGGAGAUCUUAUUGGUCGUACUCUUGCUGUCAGAGCUCAUCAAUAUUUUUCUUCAAAAACUUGUUUAUUUUCUGCAGUUUUAAGAACAUUUUUUAUUCUAAUUAUAUUUUAUCGGCAUCAUAUAGAUAAUAUAUUUCUUCUUUGUAUAAUAACAUUAAUGGGAAUGACAAAUGGUCUUCUUGCAACAGUUACUUUUAUGGUUCGUCCUCAAACAAUUGUUGGUGUUAAUAAUUGUGAAAGAGCUGCUUAUUUAAUGACGGCAGCUUUAUAUUUUGGAAUUGCAAGUGGAUCCAUUUUUGCAGCUAUUUUAGCAUUAACUCAUCUUGUUUAG